CAGGCCGGGCCGGGUCACAUGACGCCGAUGCGAGCGGCGGACACGGAGCUGCGCUCCGCCCGGCCCCGCAUGGCCAACGUCGCCAAGAAGGUGUCGUGGUCCGGCCGCGCCCGCGACGAGCCCGAGACGGAGCCCGAGCCCGAGCCGGGCGAGGCCACCCCGCUGCUCAACGGCGCGGGCCCGGGCCGGCGCUCGCGGCAGUUCACCCACUCCUCUUUUUUACGCAUUGGGCAGCUGAGCAAUGUCGAUCUUGAUGAUGAUGCACAUGAGCUGGAAACAGAGGUCCCUCACCAGUUUCCCAAUGAGAUUCCUCACAACGAGAAACUCCUCUCUCUUAAAUAUGAGAGCCUGGAUUAUGACAACAGUGAAAAUCAGUUGUUUUUGGAAGAGGAAAGGAGAAUAAACCAUGCGGCAUUUCAAACAGUGGAGAUCAAACGCUGGGUCAUCUGUGGCAUGAUUGGGAUUCUCACUGGCCUUGUCGCCUGUUUCAUCGAUAUUGUGGUGGAGAAGCUGGCUGGGCUGAAGUACAAAGUGGUGAAAGACAAUAUUGACAAGUUCACCGAGAAGGGGGGCCUGUCUUUCUCCCUGUUACUCUGGGCGACACUGAACUCCAGCGUGGUGAUGGUUGGCUCCAUCAUUGUUGCUUUCAUAGAGCCUGUAGCAGCUGGCAGUGGGAUUCCCCAGAUCAAGUGUUACCUUAAUGGUGUGAAGAUUCCCCAUGUUGUCCGGCUCAAGACUCUGAUGGUUAAGGUCUGUGGAGUGAUUCUCUCAGUGGUUGGAGGCCUGGCUGUGGGGAAGGAAGGGCCAAUGAUUCACUCUGGAGCAGUCAUUGCAGCUGGGAUCUCACAAGGAAGAUCCACAUCUUUGAAGCGUGACUUCAAGAUCUUUGAAUACUUCCGCAGAGACACAGAGAAAAGGGAUUUUGUCUCGGCUGGAGCUGCUGCUGGUGUUUCGGCUGCUUUUGGUGCCCCUGUUGGGGGAGUUCUCUUCAGCUUGGAAGAAGGAGCUUCCUUCUGGAAUCAGUUCUUGACGUGGAGAAUUUUCUUUGCCUCCAUGAUCUCUACAUUCACACUGAACUCAGUCCUGAGCGUUUACCAUGGCAAUGCCUGGGACCUUUCUAACCCAGGGCUUAUCAACUUCGGCAGGUUUGAUAAUGAGAAAAUGGAAUACACGAUCCAGGAAAUUCCAAUCUUCAUAGUUAUGGGAGUGGUUGGUGGAAUUCUUGGUGCAAUGUUCAAUGCCUUGAAUUACUGGCUCACCAUGUUCCGCAUCAGGUACAUCCACCGCCCAUGCCUGCAAGUGGUUGAGGCCAUGUUGGUGGCAGCAGUGACAGCAGCUGUGGGAUUUGUGAUGAUUUACUGCUCCAGGGACUGCCAGCCCCUCCAAGGAAAUGCUGUGGCCUAUCCCCUUCAGCUCUUCUGUGCCGAUGGCGAGUAUAACUCGAUGGCCACUGCCUUCUUCAACACACCAGAGAAAAGUGUCGUCAGCCUCUUUCAUGAUCCUCCGGGCACUUACAACCCCAUGACCCUAGGGAUGUUCACGCUGAUGUAUUUCUUUCUGGCCUGCUGGACCUAUGGCCUCACGGUGUCUGCAGGAGUCUUCAUCCCAUCUUUGCUGAUUGGUGCUGCGUGGGGGAGGCUGUUUGGCAUUUCAUUGUCCUACUUGACUGGAUCGAUCUGGGCUGACCCUGGAAAAUACGCUCUGAUGGGAGCUGCAGCACAACUGGGUGGGAUAGUGAGGAUGACACUGAGCCUGACGGUCAUCAUGAUGGAAGCAACAAGCAAUGUCACCUAUGGCUUUCCCAUCAUGCUGGUGCUGAUGACAGCUAAAAUUGUUGGGGACUUCUUUGUGGAGGGUCUAUAUGACAUGCACAUCCAGCUGCAGAGCGUUCCUUUCCUGCACUGGGAAGCUCCAGUCACUUCUCAUUCCCUCACAGCCAGGGAGGUGAUGAGCACACCUGUUACCUGUCUUAGAAGGAAGGAGAAGGUGGGAACCAUUGUGGACAUCCUCAGUGAUGCAUCUUCCAAUCACAAUGGCUUCCCUGUGGUAGAGAAUGAAACAGACACCAUGCAGGUGGCUGGACUGAGAGGCCUUAUCCUGCGCUCACAGCUGAUCGUUCUUCUGAAGCACAAGGUCUUUGUGGAAAGAGCCAACCUGAGCCUGGUUCAGCGGAGGCUGAAGCUGAAGGAUUUCCGGGAUGCCUAUCCUCGCUUCCCCCCAAUCCAGUCUAUUCAUGUCUCCCAGGAUGAGCGUGAAUGUAUGAUGGACCUGACUGAGUUCAUGAAUCCAUCACCCUACACGGUGCCCCAGGAGGCGUCUCUUCCGAGAGUGUUCAAGCUGUUUCGGGCCCUGGGCCUGCGGCACUUGGUGGUAGUGGACAAUCGCAAUGAGGUGGUCGGGAUGGUAACCAGGAAGGAUCUCGCUAGAUAUAGACUAGGCAAAGAGGGCCUGGAAGAGCUGUCCCUGGCACAGACGUGACACUCUGGUGGCACUACCCAUUGGAAAUGCUUGCCGGCGUCCUGGUGUCCCCAGUGCUCUGAGAUUGAAGUCCUGUUUCCUUGGAAGUGAUGGAGGGAACCAGUCCCUGCAGGCUGCUGUGUCCAGAGGUUACUUGGCACAGAAACCCAGCCCCUGACUCUCUUGUUCAUAGCUGUAUUCCUGUUUUUUAAUGGUUUUCUUUCCUCUGUGCCUUCUGGGCCUUACUACCCACCGCUGUUCUCUGGUUGCCCCAAGGGAUCAGAUAUCAGUAAGUUACCAUAUGCCUCCUCUGUGCUGAUGUCAGGCUGGAGAACACUGGUGUAUGAGAGAGCCAGGCAGAGCAGCCUAGAGCUUUGGAGAGCACCACUAAGCUAGGGACAGUAACACCCUGCGGCAGCCCAGCCCAUUGCAGCCCCUCUUUGCUGGGCUUUGGAAAGCAAAGCCAGGGUGUUGUGAACCAAUCUGCAGCCUCUGCUGCCUCUGGGUCACCUCUGUGCUGUACCUCUUCUACCCAGGACUUGGCUAUGGGCCUGCUCUGCACUGCCACUGCCAUAUGUCUCCAAGCCAUGACCUUGCAAAGCAGAGCUCCCAAGGUCUGGUUCAGCUGCUGGGCUGCCUUUGAAUCCCAUUGGCUAAGGGAGACACAUCCCUCAAUUUCACAGCCUUAGAUGUCCAGUCAGGCAGGUCACCUGGUCCUUGUUACACAGUACAGGCACCUCAGAACAGGCUGUAUCCAUGUGCUUGUGGGGGGCUAGCCUGGGAAGGCACUUUGCUGGGUCAGCCUCUUCUGUGUCUUGUGGCCAGGAAUCUGCUCUGAUGGCCAAACAGCUGGCACCACCCUGCUGCAGCUGCUCAGGAGCAGCUUGCACAGAGCCACAACUCCUCUCUGCCUGCACUGUGGGGCCUGGCAGGCUGCUGAGCCCCUUCUCCCAUACCUGCUCUUCCCUGUCACUUCACGUGGGUGGCUCACAGAGGGUGCCUGCUGGAAAGCUGAAAGCAGAGGCUGAGCAUCCUUGCACCCAGGGCAGAGGGUGUGGGCAAGUGUGUGGCAAAGACAGUUCCCAGGAAGCAGUAAGGAUACAGUUCUCUUUGGACACAGGGCAGUUGCCCACUGCACAAACUUAGGAGAAAAACCUCGAACACUAGUCAGACACAGAGAGCCGGGGAGCCUCAGCCUGUUCCCCAUGGGUCCUGUGCUCUGAGGGUGGGGGAUGUGGCAUAGAGCUUUGGUCAAGCUCCCUAAGGAGUUUAUGCCAUUGUCUGCAGGAAGCCAGCUCCUGCCAUAAUGCUGCAGGGAAGCAUAGCUCUAGCCCAGUUCAGCUGCCCUGGAGAUGGGCCCCCAUAGGGGAGGGGUAAGGAGGGAGUUACAGGCAGAGGGAGCGGGCUCCUUGGGAACACAGCAACUCCAGUACUCUGUCUCUGCUCUGGGGAAAGUGGCAGCCUCCAGCAUGAGCUUGCUCCCACUUGGAUCUCACUGGUUCUGCUUCAUGCCUGGCUGGGGUGCCCAACUUCUGACAACCUGAUGUCCCUGUGGCCCACAUAGCAAAAGCCAGGGCCUGAAUGCCUCCCACAUAGCAAGAGCCAGGGCCCAGCAGGCAGGGGAGGGGCUGAAACCAGCUGCACUGGGAGAAAUAAAAUUGCUGGAACCAGAGGUUGCAGCUGGACCUGCUGUUCCUCUUAGGACAUGGCCCAGGUGGAGAGCUGAUGGGGCUGAAUGCCCAGCUCCUGGGGCAGCAUGCAGGGAUGGAGAGAUGGUGAGGAUUCCUAGGGACUAGUGUAAAUUCAGUUCUGGCUCAGCUUGGCCACCAUCAGCCAAGGGGAAAGGCCAGGCCAGAGUGUUUCUAGCUGGGCUGCUGCACAGGCCAUGCUGUGUUCCAGGGCUCUGGCGGCUGUGGGUGCAAUGGGUACUGCCAGCAGGGCAGCCUGGCAGUCUGAGCCACCUCCUUCACCCACCCCUACUCAUUGUCUCCCAAGUUCCCUGUGCCCUGGCUCUGCCAGUGGGUUACUCAGCCAGGCCCUCACUGCCUGUGCCAGUGCUGUGGAGGGUAAUGAACUCCAAAAAUGGCCUAACUUGAAUUCUGGAGACUUUGACCUAAAAAUGCCCUUUGUGCAGCCACCAAACCUCCAGGACUUGGCAUCUUUGGCCUUUGCACCUCAAAACAAAGUACAGGCAGCUGCUGAUGGAACUCAUUGCCAAGUGUAUGCAGGGGAGGGGGAAGUACACAAGACCUGGCUUUAGGACUUCAGCCAGGCACCAUCAUCUGGACAGUGUUUUGGGCACAGAGGACACAAUGCCCACUGGUUCCCUUGUGCCCUGGUAGAGCUGUUACAAAUCUGCCCUGAUGGAGAUGUGCUGUUCUGGUAGCUCGCUUGGGGCAGUCUUGGGGGGGGGGGGGGGGGGGGGGGGGGGAGGGGAGAGGGAGGGGAAGGCAAAGCCCAAGGCAGCCUCCAAGUCACCAGAGCCAGGUGCCCAUGUUGCCAUGUGCUUUCUCUGUCCUGCUGGCUGUCUGCACCUAGGAGUUCAGAAACUGUGCGGCCCCUGUGCAUCAUGUGCUAAGGCAGCAGGUCACCCUGUAGGAAGGGCUGAGGGGGGUCCCUCUGGUGACUGAAAUACCAGCCCCAUGUGGGGGUUUGGACUGUUGCUGGUGGACAAGUGUUUUUUAAUUGUGCUAGAGCUGCAGCUGUGCUAACGGCUAUGAUGAUGUGAACCUGGUGGGGAAGAGGUCUGCAUUGUUAAGUCUAGCAGGUUCUUGGGCUCAUGCUCCCUGGGUUGCAGGUGCAAACUGGGCAGCAGCUGAGCACACAUUGUCUCCCCUCUGCUCCAGAUCCUGAGGCUUUCAGCCUGCUGACUUGCAUGUGCAACUGGCUCUUGCACAAAUGUGCAGUGACCUGGAGACGCUUCCUGCGAGCUCCUCAGCUAAGCAUGCUCCUCAGCCAAGCAUGUACCUGCAGCCCCCAAGGCAGGGCUGGGCUCCUCACAAUGGGAGGCAGAGCAGAGUCCUGUGAGGCUGUAGUAUUAAGCCAGGCCCCCACCCAUCCCCUCUUCACUUCAAAUUCUCAUCCUUCAGUAGCUGCAUUUUUAAGUGGUUGCAAAACCCAGACGUCUAUUUUGGAAGCCGUGAGAUUUUCUACGGAGCGUGUGAGACGGGAGAUAUUUUUGUGCUGAAUAAAGCCUGUUUCUACUUUCA
Messenger RNA from Alligator mississippiensis (American alligator), 5666 nucleotides. It is a transcript of the gene CLCN7, whose product is annotated as chloride voltage-gated channel 7. Lineage: Eukaryota; Metazoa; Chordata; Crocodylia; Alligatoridae. The record is from RefSeq and is a predicted model, not a curated record. The transcript has 25 exons. The coding region runs from base 19 to 2478 and encodes 819 amino acids. Gene Ontology annotation, biological process: chloride transport; transmembrane transport. Gene Ontology annotation, cellular component: intracellular membrane-bounded organelle; lysosomal membrane. Gene Ontology annotation, molecular function: voltage-gated chloride channel activity.